UUGUGUGUGAGUUUAGGAAUGGCUGGUGUGUUUUGUAGAGCUUUGUCAUUGACGUAUUAUCAUUCGUUACGUAUUAAAAUUUGUAAAAUGAGCUCACAAACAAUUGUUGCUAAAGAAUUUUUUGGCAAAACUGAUCAUCAUUGUGGUGUACAUAUUGACUCAACCAGGGAACCAUGUGAUGUCAAUAAUAUUGUCACCUGUUUACGAGCAUCAUUAGAAAAAUGGAAAAUGAAAAAUAUAAAAACAGUAUGGUUUAAAAUUGAACGUAAUAAUUCUGACUGGAUACCACAUUUGAUAAAUGAAGGUUUUUAUUUUCAUCAUGCUAAAAAAAAUUUUGUAACAUUAUAUCAUUUAUUGGAUUCAAAUUAUGAUAUACCACCAUAUGCACAUACAAAUAUUGGAGUUGGUGCAUUUGUAUUAAAUGAAUUGACAAAUGAAAUUCUUGUUAUUAAAGAAAAACAUUCAAGUUUACCAGUAAGUCGAUGGAAAUUACCUGGUGGAUAUGUUGAACCAGGUGAAAAUAUAAUGGAAGCAGCUGAAAGAGAAUUACUUGAAGAAACUGGAAUAUCUGGAAAAUUUAAAUCACUUGUUGGAUUUCGUCAUGCUCAUAAUUAUGCAUUUGGUUGCAGUGAUAUUUACAUGGUAGCAAGAUUAAGUCCAGUUACAUUUGAUAUUAAAAAAUGUGAUAAAGAAAUAUCUGAAUGUGUUUGGAUGAAGCUGGAAGAGUAUGCAAAUAAUCCAGAUGUUUAUGAACAAAAUCGCCUCAUUGCUAGAAAAAUGAUGGAGUAUAUUAAAAAAAAUUUAGAAAUUGGUUUGGUCAAUGCUCGAAGAGUCAAUUCAACAGAGCCAGUUUGGAUUUAUUUGAUCAAUGAUCAAAAUGAUCCAACACCAACAAGCCUAUAAUGUUAUUUAUAUUUUUUUUUUCUUCUAGUUAAUUAAUUAUUUUUUUUUUUUGUUAUGCUGUAAAAAUGUAUAGAAAGUUUUUUGUUGUAAGCUGAUAUUUUUUAUGUCAAAUAUAACAACGCACACAGUGAUUCCAAUAGUUUAUUUUUAACGAAAAAAAAAUAUUCAAUUGCUGAUUUUUCUUCAUUGGAAAAUUGAUUA
Molecule: messenger RNA, 1104 nt
Organism: Aphidius gifuensis
Lineage: Eukaryota; Metazoa; Arthropoda; Insecta; Hymenoptera; Braconidae
Product: nudix hydrolase 6
Exons: 5
Coding region: 19-903 (294 amino acids)
Molecular function (GO): NADH pyrophosphatase activity; ADP-ribose diphosphatase activity; NAD binding
Source: RefSeq, a predicted model, not a curated record